Messenger RNA from Cercospora beticola, 1679 nucleotides. RefSeq names its product septin family protein. Gene Ontology annotation, biological process: cytoskeleton-dependent cytokinesis; intracellular protein localization. Gene Ontology annotation, cellular component: septin complex; cytosol; septin ring. NCBI's taxonomy places the organism in Eukaryota, Fungi, Ascomycota, Dothideomycetes, Mycosphaerellales, Mycosphaerellaceae. Gene Ontology annotation, molecular function: GTP binding; GTPase activity; molecular adaptor activity. The record is from RefSeq and is a predicted model, not a curated record.
UCGCGCGGUCCACAGCAGUUGCCCGUUCGCUUGCUCGUCUGCUUCCAUACAUCGUCUCCUGCUGUCUCAUACCACUGCCCAGCGGUCUGACUCGGAUUCGUCUGUUUUGCCAUUGCGCAUCGGUCGCGAGAGCAAAUCUCCAUCCUCCUGAACAUCCCUCUCGCUCCUCCGAGAACAACCGCUCAGGAUAGCCUCCUGGCGCUCGAACUCGCCCGCUAGCACCAACAUGUCUACCUCCACCUCCCACAUCAAGCUGCGCCGCAAGAAGAAUGUCAAGAAGGGUAUUCAGUUCUGCCUGAUGGUCUGUGGUGCCUCCGGCACAGGCCGAACGACCUUCGUCAACACUCUGUGCGGGAAGCAAGUCCUGCAACCCAUGGAUGCCGAUGACCCGACUACUGCGCACAUUGAGGAGGGCGUCAAGAUCAAGCCUGUGACUGUGGAAUUGGAGCUGGAUGAGGAAGGCACCCGAGUGUCGUUGACCAUCGUUGAUACACCCGGCUUUGGCGAUAGCAUCGACAACGAGGCUUCUUUCCACGAGAUAGUGUCUUUCUUGGAGAGGCAGUACGAUGACAUUCUGGCUGAGGAGAGCAGAAUCAAGCGUAAUCCUCGAUUCCGCGACAACAGAGUCCACGUGCUCCUCUACUUCAUCCAGCCCACAGGUCACGGUCUUCGCGAGCUCGACAUCGAACUCAUGCGCCGUCUCAGUCCCCGCGUCAACGUUAUCCCCGUGAUCGGCAAGGCCGAUUCGCUGACACAAUACGAGGUCGCCGAGAGCAAAAAGCUGAUCAUGGAGGACAUCGAGCACUACCGCAUUCCAGUUUACAACUUCCCAUACGAUAUCGAAGAGGACGAUGAGGACACAGUUGAGGAGAACGCGGAGCUGCGGGGACUGAUGCCGUUUGCCAUCGUUGGAUCCGAGGAUGUGAUUGAGAUCGAUGGACGUCGUGUACGCGCUCGUCAAUACCCAUGGGGUGUGGUCGAGGUGGAGAAUCCCAAGCAUAGCGACUUUUUGGCGAUUCGAUCUGCCCUGUUGCACUCUCACUUGGCGGAUUUGAAGGAGAUCACACACGACUUCCUCUACGAGAACUACCGUACCGAGAAGCUUUCCAAGAGCGUUGCGAGCGCCAACGAGGCAUCUGGCAUCACCACUGAGAGCGACAGCCUUGACCCACAGUCACUCGCCUCGCAAUCUGUCCGUCUCAAGGAGGAGCAGCUGCGCCGUGAAGAGGAGAAGCUGCGUGAGAUUGAGAUCAAGGUGCAGCGUGAGAUCAACGAGAAGAGGCAAGAGCUGCUUGCUCGCGAAUCGCAAUUGAAGGAGCUCGAAAGCCGAAUGGGACGCGAACACACUCCGAUCCAGCCAAGCGUCCACGAGGAUGACGAGACCGACGCCGGCGCACAGCACUAGAAGCCUGGACAGAUGGUGGAUUCCCCCGCAUAACUGCGCUAUUACCUUUGUCUGCCAGCGUCUGGCGUGGCGAUUUCACUCCUCCACGACUUCGGACGGGACAGACUAUUCUGCAGCAGACAGAUACCACUUCAGAUCCUGUUUCAUAUGUAUCUUGGCUUUUCGAGAGCGUUGUUUGGAGGCGAGCAAGUGCGAAUAGCGGAUGUAAAAGACAGCAAUACCCAGACGAGUACCCACUUAGCUAGUUUGCCGUACUGCAGAAAGUAAUAUAUUU